Anastrepha obliqua is the source of this 9616-nucleotide messenger RNA. It is a transcript of the gene jbug, whose product is annotated as filamin-C. Gene Ontology annotation, biological process: actin cytoskeleton organization. The transcript has 18 exons. The record is from RefSeq and is a predicted model, not a curated record. Gene Ontology annotation, molecular function: actin filament binding. NCBI's taxonomy places the organism in Eukaryota, Metazoa, Arthropoda, Insecta, Diptera, Tephritidae. The coding region runs from base 666 to 9614 and encodes 2982 amino acids.
ACCGCAAGUGUUUCUGUGCACCUACUGGUGUUUCGGCUAGAAGUGACUAAAACUAUUAAGUUGUGCAAUAUAAUACACUAAUAAAGAAUAAGGCAACAUUUUGCAUUUAAAGUGCUGAAAGUACUUCUGAGUGUUGCAACUGAGUCAAAGAGCGAAAAAAUUGUGCCAACUAAAGAUAAAAAGUAAUAUUCUAAUUAAUUGUGCUGAACGUAAUAAUACACAUACACAUGUAAAAUACACAUACCGCCGACGAAAACGAAUUACUAAAGUAGCAGUAGCAGUACAUUAAUGUAUCUUACAGAUACUGAAAAGUAAAAAAAAACGAAUAUUUGUGAAUGCGCAGCAGGUGAAUUCCAACUAAAUCCUCUAUUAUUUGCAAGAAAAACGAACAGUACACUCAUUUGUAAGGGUGUACGUGUGAGUGCUUGUGUGUUUGUGCGACUGAGUGUAUUAAAGUGUUUUUAUUUGUCCAACUCGUAACUGUGCGAAGUUCACUAUGAAAACAAAACGCAAAUUGUGCUAAACGGAUAUUUGCAUACUACAUAUUUACUAUUGAAUUGGCUUUGAAAAAUAUAAAAAUAGAAUUUCAAUUAUAAAAACCGAAAAGUGUUCGAAUUGAAAAGAUAGCAGUGCAUAGUGUGUAACAGUUUGCAUCCUCGUGCAGGAUGGAUGUGAAAGAUAUUAAAGGUGCCAAAGUGACGCAUGCCGGCCUGCUGAAGCACAAUGCUGACGGCAGUACCGAAACGCAAAAAAUCACCCACGCCGGUCUGGUGGCGCGUAGUCCCGAAGGAACCGCCGCCAAGGGCAUGAAUAUACGCGGCAAUGAAGACCUAUGGGUUGAAAUACAAGCAAACACAUUUCGCAAUUGGGUGAACGAGCACUUGCGAUCAACAGGAAUGCAGGUCCACGAUUGGGCGACCGACUUCUGUGAUGGCACUUGUCUCUGCGCGCUGGUGGAGAACCUGCAAACACGUCCACUUAAACCAUCAUGGAACCGACGUCCAGCCAAUCAACAUCAUUACCUUGAGAACGCAACAACAGCGUUAAGUGCCGUCGAAAAGGACCACAUCAAACUCGUCAAUAUUGGCAAUGUAGACAUUGUGAAUGGCAAUGUGAAACUCAUUUUGGGUCUUAUCUGGUCGCUGAUUGUGCGUUACCAAAUCGGUCGCAGCAAGUUCCCACCCAGAAAGCUUAUGCUCGCCUGGUUGCAGGCAGCGCUACCCGAAUGCAAGAUCACCAAUUUGACCACGGACUGGAAUAGUGGUGUCAACUUGGCCGCAUUGUUGGACUACUGUCAACCAGGCCUGUUUCCACAUUGGCGUUCGCUGGAUCCUAGUCAAAGUGUGCGCAACUGCACGAAUGCCAUGAAUUUGGCCCAAAGUGAGUUCGGUGUGCCAAAAGUGUUGGAACCGGAGUAUUUGGCUUCCCCAUGGUUGGAUGAAUUAUCUGGUAUGACAUAUCUAUCGUACUUCAUGAAGCCUGGUGGACCAGGUUAUAAUGCUACAAUGCGUUGGGUUAAUACACAGGUCAAGGAUUCUGUUAAGAAUUUCACGACGGACUGGAACGAUGGACGCGUUAUGUGUGAAAUUAUUAAAGGUCUCGGUGGCCCUGCACCUGCACCCGAAAAAUUAAGUACCGACCCUUUCCAUUAUGAAAAUAAUAUACGUAAAGCGGUGGAAGCUGGCCAGCGUCUGGGCGUUCAACCCAUACUCACAGCCAAGGACAUGGCUAAUCCAGAAGUAGAGCAUUUGGGCAUAAUGGCUUAUGCUGCACACUUACAAUGGGUGCCACCCCGACCACCACUUUCCGAUUUAAUCAAUGUUUUAAUGGAAAGCAAUUCUGGACGUGUUGGUGAACCGACUCAUUUCCGCAUCGAUGUGCUCUCACGCGAUAUUAGCCUUAGCUCGGUGAAGGCAUUUGUAGUGCCACCAUCAGGCCAGCCGCAACCGGUACGUCUCAAUCCACAUGGCGAAGGCGUCUACAUACCCGACAAGUAUGGCAUGCAUGAGAUAGUUGUGGAGAUUGGCGACGAUAGUCUGGGCGGACAUUUCUUCCGUGUGCUGCCACGUUUUAUACAAGUGGCACCACCUGGCAUGGCACCCUGUGCUCUAGGUAGUCUUGUCGAGGUGCUAGUCAACGCCACUGGCGCACCAAAGACCGAAGACAUACUCGUCACUGCCGUUUCGCCAACUGGCAUCUCUCACAACUGCCCGUUGAAGAAGGUCGAGGAAGGACACAGUGCCAUAUUCAAGCCGGACGAAGCAGGCAUUUGGGAAAUCGCCAUUACCUACCAGGGCCGUCAUAUUCAGGGAGGACCAUUCACUUGUGCCGUCUUCGAUGCUAGCGGCGUCUCGGUGCAUGGCUUGGAUGGCGCAAUGCCGUUGCGAGCACACUCCUUCGAGGUGGAUGCACGUGGCGUUGGUGUCACUGGCGAACUGCAUGUGGACAUUGUGCAUGACAAACGUUCGCUUGUCUGCUCUAUUGAAAAGAUCGUUGAGAAUAAGUAUAGAGUCACCUUCAUGCCACGCCAAAAUGGCAAAUAUCGCGUGUACAUAUAUUUCAAUGGUUACGAUGUGAAAGGUUCGCCGUUCAUUAUGCGUGUCGGCACCAAAGGACGUUCGGGCAAAACGCGUAGCAGCCCUUUGCAUGAGAGCAAACAUCGCUCAGAGAGUCCCUCGAUGCAUUACACUUCCACCACAAAUACGAGACACAAUGACUAUAGGAAUACUACGUCGGCAGCAACAGCUUCGCUCUCACGUCGAGAUUUAUUGAAUCACAACAGCGCAGAACGACAAAGAUCAUACUCGCCGCAAGUAUCACCGAAAAUCGAUACACCCGACUACCGCACCACAUCGAGCUACUACAAAAGAGAGAGUGAGGAUAAAUUGGCAACUUCCCCCACACCACCACCGGCUUCCCAACUCCUCUCACGCGAUCUAUACAACAAUUCUCCUACAACCAAAUAUAUCAACUCAACCGAUUUGUAUACCCUCAAUACGACACGUCGUGACUCGAAAGUUUCUUCGAAUUCGUCCACCACCAAACACGACUACUACUACGACAAAGAGAAUGAGCUGUACCAUCGUAAGCGCAAUGAUCGCGAUUUGAAAUUGGCGCCACCACGCGAAGAUCGCUUUGAUGACUCGCCAACGCAAGCGCCAUCGCUCUACCAACAAUUCCAUGUGCAGCAGCAACAGCAGAGUCACACAGCCAAUGUCAAAUCGGCAACUACUUUCGCGACACGUCUCAGCCCGAUACCUAGUAUACGCUCGAGUGAAGUACGCACCCACAGUCCAUUGACAAUUAAAACUUCGAUUCCAUAUGAGUCGAAUGCGCGCAACUUAAGCGCCAGUCCACGACACACCUCAAUUUCGCCGGUGCAACGUUAUUCACCCAGCAAUGCCUACAUUUCGACAGCCACACACCGAAUUGGCAGCCCAGUCACAACUCUGAAUAAGAACGGUCUAAAUAAUCGCUCCGAUUACGAAACUUCUCGCACCGUUGAGAAAUCUUCGACAUACAAAUCGACCUCUAAUUAUGUUUCCGACUCCAAUGUACGUGCCAGCCCCUCACUCUACACAACUGCUGAGCGCUUGCGUCGUACCGCCUCACCUGAACCGCGCAUCGAUCACUCAUCGAAUGUGCGCGUAUCAUCAAUCAAACCGACAACGGCACGUCGCGACAGCUGGGAUGUCAUCAAUAAAACCAAACAUAUGCUUUCGCAUAAUUCGCUCGAAUCGUUGGCAAAUAUGACGGAAAAGCAAUUGAAUACAGACCUCUCGUACAAUCGACCCGAUAUCGACCAUGAAACACAUCGCAAUACACAAUACAACAAAUUUGCAUUGCAGGAACAAAAGUAUCACUCUGAUCGACGUGGAUCACGUGAUUCGGUCGAUGAUGUGGAUCGUUACAAACCCAGUGCCAUUACAGUUAAAUCACACUCCAAAAACACUUACACCGACAAAUCGGGUGGUUACACGAAGACCGUUAAGGAGUCUAGUGAGCACGUCGUUAGGGAAAGUACCUCUGGUGGUGGUGGUGGUGGUGGCAAUGGGAAUGGUCAUUAUGGCUAUAGUUCACUAUCGCGAUUUCGACCCAUAGACAACAAUGCCACCGGUGCGCGUGCCAUACGUGUACAGAAUAUUCCAAACGGUGCCAUUGGACGCCCCGUAGAGUUCGAGAUCGACGGUUCGAAGGCUGGUUCGGGUAAUUUGGAGAUACUUGUCAAUGGUGGCCGUGUCACAUCGUCGGUACGUUCGUUGGGUGGUCAACGUUUUGUAGCCAGCUUCACGCCCCACGAACCGGGAAUACACACCGUACAGAUUACUUUCAAUGGCGAAACAGUGACAGGUUCACCGUGGCACGUUGAGAUCAUGUCUACACCCGGUCUAACAGCACUGGGCGAAUCGACACGCCUUGUACCCGCUAAUACACCGGCGGUUUUUGAGAUACUGCCGCCUCCUGGACAAAGCCUAAGCAAGGGCGAGUGCGUGGCUACAGUUUUGACACCAACUAAGUCCAAACUGAAUGCCAGAGUCACCCAUGAGGCGGCAAAUGGUGCUGCACGCAUCGAAUUUGUGCCCACCGAAGUGGGCACACACAUCAUCGAGGCAUCGAUCAAUGGCACAAAAAUUGCCGGUGGGCCACUUAUCGCCAAAGUAUACGAUGCCAGUCUAAUACAAGUGACCGAUGUGAAUGGCGGCGUUGUCGGGCAACCGUGUCAAUUCCGUGUCGAUGCAAGCGCUGCUGGCGAAGGUCAGCUGGAAAUAUCAAUUAACGAAGGCGAAGUACCAAAUCACGUUCAGGUUGUCGGUGGUGGACGUUGUUUGGUCUCCUUCACACCCGAACAGGCCAAAUCACAUUUGAUCGAUAUUAAAUUUAAUGGUGAAACGGUGCGUGGUUGUCCAUUCGUAUGCGCAGUUGCAGACACUUCUCGCGUCAUGCUGAAUCUCUCGAAUCUCGAAUUGAUACCCGUCAAUCGGCCAGCUUCGUUCCAUAUUACUGUAAGCGGUGGUGGUGCUGCUGAAUUGGCGGUCAGUGUGCGCGGUCCGCAUGGUGAACUGCCGGUACGUGUCACUGGUGAUAUACACGCCGGCUUCACUGCCGAAUUUACGCCCACCUCAGUCGGUGGACACUCGAUCAAUGUGGAAUAUAAUGGUUUUGCCGUGCAAGGUACUCCAUUUUUGGCAAAAUCUUAUGAUGCGACGAAAGUGGCAGUGGGUAGUGUGUCGCGUGGUACUGUUGGCAGAUCUGUGCAAUUUACAGUGGACGCUGGCGAUGCAGGUGAGGGUAAUUUAGAGAUCACCAUUUCGGCGAAAGGACAGAAUAUACCGACCCAAGUGCAUCCACAAGGCAGUGCAAGAUUCUCCGUUUCGUUUGUGCCAACUGAGGCGUGUGAGCAUACCAUCAAUGUGACCUUCAAUAAAAUGCCGGUACCUGGGUGUCCGCUAACUGUGAACAUUAGUGGUGGCAUGUCCGGUCCACAAGUGUCACUAGGCGGUCCUGGCCCGGUGCAUCAGCCGAAUUCUUUUGUUAUCAAUCACGCUGGCGGUCGUUUGGAAGACAUCGAGGUCAAUGUUGAAGGACCUGCCGGCCAGUCAGUGCCCGCACAGGUUCAUCAAACGUCGGAGGGUAUCUUCAAGGCGGAGUUUGUGCCACGAGUUGUCGGCGAGCAUCGAGUAAAUGUAACCGUCAACGGUUUGUCCACCGCGGGUAGUCCCUAUGCAGCUAAGGUGUACGAUGUUAAUGCCAUCAAAGUGAAGAACGUCAGCAAUGGCACAGUCGGUAAGGCGGUCACUUUCCUCGUGGAGACCUCACAAGCUGGUCCUGGUAAUCUUGAGGUGACCGUCAAUGGCGGUCGUGUACCGACUUCGGCUCAAGCACAGGGACAGCACACUUACGCCAUUAGUUUUACACCACGUGACCCUCAAAAUCACACCGUUGAAUUGCGUUUCAAUGGACAAGAUGUACCGGGCUCACCGUUCACUUGUCGUGUCUCAGCCGCUGCGCGUAUACAAUCACCCGAAGCACUAGAUAAGGUGAGCGUUGGACGUUUGUUUGAGUUUGUAGUCGAAUCAGACACGGAACCAAGUGUGGAGAUACUAGGUCCGGCUAGACGCAAUGUACCUGUGAAGAUCGAUCCAUUGGAUACUAUUGGCUAUAACAUCAAAUUUGAGCCUGUUGAGGUAGGCGAUCACUCAGUGGAAGUGCGUUUGCCUGGUGGCGGUCAUGUGGAAGGUAGUCCCUUCUUACUCAAAGCCUAUUCCGCCGAGAAAGUCAUUGUCACCGAUAUACGUCCAGGUGUGGUUGGGAAGAGCGUUAGUUUUGGCAUUAAUGCCAGUCAGGCUGGUGCAGGCAACUUGGAAAUCAUCGUAGCUGUUAAUGGCAAAAACGUGCCCAACUAUGUACAGUCCGAGGGUAAUGCACGCUUCAAGGUUAACUUCAAGCCCACGGAGGCGGCGCCACACUCGCUUUCAGUUCGCUUCAAUGGGCAUCCUGUACCCGGUUCACCGUUCACCUGUCAGAUCGCAUCCGCACCAAUCAGUUUGCCACGUGCUUUGGCCAGCGGUGAAGGUCUAAAGCAAGCAGCUAUAAAGUUGGAUAAUACAUUUGAAUUGGAGGGGUUCGAAGGCGUUGAGCCUCAAGUAUUUGUUACAACACCAUCCGGUGAUAAUAUUAUAUGCCAGUUAAGUCCACAAGGUGGCGACGCUUAUACCGCUGCAUUCCAGCCCACGGUGGUUGGCCGGCAUUUGAUAAGCGUCACAGCUAAUGAUAAACAUAUUAACGGUUCCCCGUUCUCGUGCAAUGUCUUCGACGUUUCACGUGUCAGCAUCAGCGGUUUGGAUCAGCAGUAUGGCCCAGCCGCAUUGGGCGUGCCAGUAACUUUCAGCGUGGAUGCCGCUGGCGCUGGUGAAGGUACCCUUGAAUUAGUCGUUUCCACUGAUACGAGCACUGUGAAGGCGGAAGUGGUUGCCUGCGCACGUGGUCUUUACGAUGUUACCUUCGUGCCGCAGACAACGGAACAGCAUUACGUUAAUAUCACAUUCAAUGAAGUACCCGUCGAUGGCAGCCCAUUCCGCGUCGACAUACAACAAACUACACAGUACAUACAGAUCGGUAGUUUGGCCACCAUCGACUUUCCUACUGAUGACCAGAUCGCGGAGAUCGUUGGACCCGAUCACAAACCGGUGCCGUAUACCAUCACACGGCAGACGGCAGAAUUCCGCACACAUAUGACGGGCAAUUAUUUGAUACGUUUUAUUGAUCGCGAUACACGUCAACACAUAGGCACACGCACACUUAACGUCUUCGACCCAUCGCUGGUGAAGAUCACCGAAGUGGGUGAGCCCCUCUGCCAGCGACCAGCUAGCAUUUCAGUAUCACUCAACGAGGCUGGACAAGGUGAGUUGUCAGCGUUGGUGAAGUGCGGUGCUUCUGAGGUGCCACAUACCAUACGUGGUCCCUCCAAGACAGGGGUUUAUGAGAUUGUCUACCAUCCAAUGCGCGUGGCUCCACACAAGAUCACGAUACUGUACAACGAAGUACCGAUCUCGCUGAAACCGCUUGAGAUUAACGUGCUGCCAGCAAAUGUUGGCAAAGAGAUCAGUGUAUCUGGACUUGGUUUAUAUCAGGCACGUGUGGGCAAAACUACUUCAUUUGCCAUCGAUACAGUUAAGAGACCAGCGCGCGAAUUUGACGUAGUUGUAUCAGGACCGGGUGGCCAAGCAUUACCAGUACGCUGCUAUCAAACUAAGAGCGGACAUUUACAGGCCGAAUUCACCAUCAACAAACCAGGCCAAAGUAUAAUUGAGGUACUCCAUCAAUCUAAGCCACUACCAGGCAGUCCAUUCACAUGUGAGGCCUUUGACACUAGUCGUGUCACGGCUCAAGGCGUACCUAAAGGACAGUUAGCAUUACACAGCCCCAUCUGCUUCACAGUGCGCACUGAGAAUGCCGGUAUCGCAGAAUUGGAAGCCUUUGCCAUCUCCCCAACCAAUCAAAAUCUACCUGUUCACAUCACCGAACAGUCAGAGGGCAUCCAUAGCGUUGAAUUCGUGCCAUCCCAGCCGGGUGCCUACAAAUUAACAAUCAUGUACGGUGGCGAGACCAUCCAGGGUUCGCCUUUCACCUUCACCGCCUCCGCGACAGGCGUGAAGACAGACACACGUGCCGCUGGUAAUGGUCUGGAGGUGUGCCAGCGCAACAAGGAAGCCUCUUUUAUUGUCUACUGUCCCAUUGCACCGAAUGUGCAAAUCGAACGCGUGGAUGAGUUUGGCGAACGAAUUGAACCGAAAAUUAAGGCGUUGGGCAACAAUGAAUGGCGCAUUUCAUACACGAUUCUCUCCGUUGGCCAUUAUGAGAUACGCGCCAGCUGUCCGAAUCGUGGCAAUUUGCCUGGCUCUCCGUGGAGCAUUUCUUGUGUGGAAACUUCUAAGAUCACUCCUGUCGGCGGUUGGGGCACGCUGCUAGACCACGACGGCCGUCUUAUUUUACCGGCACGUAUAGUUUUCGAUGUGGAAAAUGCGGGUCCGGGCGAGUUGGCCUGUUCUAUAGAUGGCAUUGAAAUUCCGGUCGACAAGUUAAAUGAUGGUAAAAUGCGUAUUUACAUUUCCGCAGACAGUUUAGCACCAGGCGAACACGAUUUAGACCUCACUUGGAGUGGUCUAACCAUUGUCCAAUGUCCACGCAGUGCAUUUGUGACUGGUCAACAAGCGGCCGAUAAGGUUCUGCUCACCGGUCGCGGUCUGGCUGCGGCACAAGCUGGCGAGGCUGCACAUUUUACCAUCGACGCUACAAAUGCACCCGCUGGACGACCUGAGGUUAUACUUGUACAUCAAGAUAACACUUCCGUGCCGGUAAGUUUGGCGCAACCGCGACCAACCGAAAAUAUCUGGUUGGCUUCCUACACGCCGCAGAAGUCAUCGUCGGGACCGUUAACUUUAUCUGUGAAAUGGAACGGUCGUCUGGUGAAGGGUUGCCCGCUCACAGUUGCUGUCGGUUCGUCUAUGGAUGCCUCGAAAGUCAUUUGCUCGGGUGAGGGUCUUCGACAUGGCAUUGUCGGCAAGGAUAUUAAGUCAUGGAUUGAUACGCGACGUGCUGGUCCUGGUGAGUUGACUGCUCACUGCGCUGGCCCACGAAAGGUGGCCUACUGUGAGCUGUAUGAUCAUGGGGAUGCUACAUUUACGCUGAACAUAAAACCACAGGAGCCGGGUAGGCAUUUACUGACAAUCAAAUACGGUGGCCAAAAUGUGCCGGGUUCGCCGUUUGCUUUGAAGGUCGCCGGAGCACCCGAUGCAAGCAAGGUUCGCGUCUAUGGGCCCGGCAUUGAGCACGGCGUGCUCGCCACCUUCCAGUCGCGUUUCAUCUGCGAUACACGCGGCGCCGGCGCUGGCCAACUGACUGUGCGUGUGCGUGGUCCCAAAGGUGCAUUCCGCGUGGAAAUGCAGCGCGAGAGUCAAAAGGAUCGCACCAUACUCUGCAAGUAUGACCCCACAGAACCCGGUGACUAUCGUGUCGAGGUGAAAUGGGCUGGUGAAUUUGUGCCCGGCUCACCAUUCCCGGUAAUGAUAUUCGACACCGAAGAAGAGUUACGUCGAUACUUGCAAGGUAUAUGAGG